CAAACUACGGAUUACAAACGAGCUUAUUUUUUAUAUACAUAAAAUGUUUUCUUUCGCUGGGGUUUGUUUAUCAAUUAUAAUUAUUAUAAUUAUAUUAGUGUUAGUAGAAGUAAUAGUAGUUCCUAAUGUUUGCAAUAAAAGGUGUAGAAGCAAAGUAUGUCUUGUUGGGAAGACUGCUUUAGUGACAGGAGGAAGUUCUGGAAUGGGUUAUGAAAUUGUACUAGAUCUUGCUCAAAGGGGAUGUAGAGUGAUUGUAGCCGAUAAGAUAGUUUCUAAAAACCUUAGAAAUAAGUUUAUCAAAGAAACUAACAAUUUUGAUAUUUUAGUUGAUUAUGUAGACUUGGGAAGCUUUCAAUCGGUUAGGGCAUUGGCAGAGAAACUAACUAAUCGAGAGAAGAAAAUUGAUAUUUUGAUUCAUAAUGCUGGGAUAGGUCCACUUUCCAGUGGACUUAGCGCAGAUGGUAUAAAUCUAGUUAUGCAAGUUAACUUUUACAGUCCAUUUUUAUUGACACAUUUGCUUGUGGAUUUACUCAAAAAUUCGGAAUCAGCCCGAUUAGUAUUUUGUAGUUCUUCUAUAAUAAAACAGUUACAUAGCAUGAUUUUGUUUGAAAAAUUUGUUAUAAGCAACCCAGAUAAAUACAAGUACUCUAAAUAUUGUCUAGCAGCGGUAGCUGAUAUUUUUGCCAAAAAAUUAAGCAGAUUCAACAUUUCGUCAAACUGUUAUGAUCCAGGAGUAGUAAAUACAAAUAUACAUGCCCAGUUUAUUACAAGCAAAUUUUUCUAUUCUUUAUGGGUUACAAUUGCCCGAUGGAUGUUUAAGAGUGCUGAAGAUGGAUGUCAAACUGCAAUCUAUUUAGCUUGUGCGAAAGAAGCUGAAGGAGUUACUGGACAAUUUUUUGCAGAUUUAAAACCUCUGCAUAAGCCUAAAGUGAUGUUUGAUGAAAAGGUGUGUCAGAGUAUUUGGGAUAAGGCAGAAAAAUUAGUACAGCUACAAACGGACGAGAUAUUAUAACUUUUAUACCCAUGAAUUUGUAAAAAAAUGAAAUACAAUAAAAAUAUUAAAAGAGUGUAUCGUAUCAUAUAUUAUUGUUAUGAAACUGUAUAUUCCAUAUAUUUUUAUACAAUAAACAUAUUUAUAUCAUAUA
This is a messenger RNA of Diabrotica virgifera virgifera (western corn rootworm), 1145 nucleotides long. Its product is annotated as retinol dehydrogenase 14-like. The transcript has 4 exons. The record is from RefSeq and is a predicted model, not a curated record. Bases 44 to 1012 code for a protein of 322 amino acids. NCBI's taxonomy places the organism in Eukaryota, Metazoa, Arthropoda, Insecta, Coleoptera, Chrysomelidae.